Pseudopodoces humilis (Tibetan ground-tit) is the source of this 545-nucleotide messenger RNA. NCBI's taxonomy places the organism in Eukaryota, Metazoa, Chordata, Aves, Passeriformes, Paridae. The record is from RefSeq and is a predicted model, not a curated record.
AUGUCAGAAAGGUGCGGGCAGGAGCCAACGAGGUGGAUAACGACGGUCAUUAUGAGCACAGCUCUGCAGGAUCAUGAAAUUUCUACAGUUCUGCAGAGGCAACAACACCGAGUUCGAUAUUCAGAAUCAGUGGAAACUGGAUCUGUGAUUUUUCCUCUUUCUGGCAUUGCAUUUAUACUGUCAGACACUCAAGACUUGCUUAGGACAGGGGAAGAAGAGUUUUCCAAAAGAAUUCAGAAGUUCAUAAACAUUCAUCGGAACAGCUUUUUGGUUUUGUCAGCUGCUCUUCAUGGACCAGAAGAAUGGAGUGUCAUGUUCAGGAUUCAGAGAAGAUUCUUGGGCAGCAAUUUACGUGUAAUACCAGUUCAUAAUCCUGCUGAAACUGUUAAAUUAAUGCUAACUAUGGCUAAGGUUACUUCCAAACCAGGAGCAGAUGAUACUCGUUGCAAAAUGGAAAUGACAAAAGCCCAAAUAAUAGAAAAAAGUCCAGUUCGGAAGUUGGUUCAGGAGUACCAAUUGCACUGUAAUUAACUUAAUAGUUGGUU